ACGGCCACAGAGGCUUCCGUCCUGCCAUUGAGGCUUCCGUCCUGCCAUUAAGGCUUCCGUCCUGCGGCGUCGUGAGGGAAGCGGAGCCGGUGGUUCGGGGCAGUUCCCUGCAGAGAUGGUGUCGCUGCUGCCACGCAUCGAGCGGCUCUCGUCGCGGGUGGUGCGGGUGCUGGGCUGCAACCCGGGGCCCAUGACCCUGCAGGGCACCAACACCUACCUGGUGGGCUCCGGGCGCAGAAGAGUCCUUAUUGACACUGGAGAGCCAGCUAUUCCUGAAUAUAUCAGCUGUUUAAAGCAAGCACUGUCAGAGUUCAACAUCUCCAUCCAAGAAAUUUUAGUGACACACUGGCAUCGUGAUCAUACUGGUGGAAUACCUGAUAUCUGCAAAGACAUUCCAAGUGACUCGGAAUACCGCAUAAGUAAGCUCCCUCGUGUCCCUCACUGUGAAGAAACUAUAGAAGGAGGACAUAAAUAUUUUUAUCUUAAAGAUGGAGAUGUGGUAGAGACAGAGGGAGCCACACUCAGAGUUUUAUAUACACCAGGACACACUGAUGAUCAUAUGAUUUUACAUCUAGAAGAAGAAAAUGCUGUAUUUUCGGGUGACUGUAUCUUAGGGGAAGGAACAACAGUAAUAGAAGAUCUGUCUGAUUACAUGAAGACUUUGAAAAAGUUGUUAGAAAUGAAACCAGAUUUGAUUUAUCCAGGUCAUGGCCCAGUAGUACGUGAUGCAAAUACUAGAAUCCAAAACUACAUUUCUCACCGCCUUGCACGUGAACAGCAAAUUCUGAGUGUUUUCCAGAAGAAUACUGGGAAAUCAUUUACAUCCUCAGAGCUUGUACAGAUGGUAUACAAGGAAAUCCCUGAGAAUUUACUUCCAGCAGCAGAACAUAACCUCCUAGUCCACUUGAAAAAGCUGGAAAAAGAAGGAAAAGUGUUACGUGAUGAAACUCCCAGCUUCAGAUGGAAAAACAAUUUAUAAGUUAGGCAAGAUUGUCCAGGAAUGUAUUUGAUCUGCAUGGUUGCUGUAUGAAAAAUCAUAACUAUGAGUGCAACUAUAUGUAAAAUAAAAACUGAUUUUUAUUUGUUUUUUUAAAAAGCGGCAACAAUUUUAAAGCAAUGUUGCAGUAAAUUAACUGAUGUUUUUCACAUUCUACUUUAUUAGAAUUUUAAAAUACCCUGGUGGGUACUGAGUUAAUAAAAUGGAAUGAGUGUGAAGAAUUGAAUCCUACCUUUGUUAUGAAGUGCUGAGUUUUAUCAUUGGUGGCAAAAGACAAAUAGCAAGGUCUUAUAAACUUAAUAUUGUAAUAUCUUAAAGCGAUAUUAUAAACCAAAUAAAUCACAUCUAUAAAAGAAAUCUCUAGAAAAAAACCAGAAAAUAUGUUAUUCUAAACCUGGUUUCACCUGCUUGUGCUUCUCAAAAAGUGAUUUUCUAAUAAGUUACCUGUACAUUCUAAAAAACCAAGUUAUUUUUGCUAACAGGUGUAAUACCAGGAUUUACAUUCCUUUUCUAAUUCAGCUGACUGUGCUUGUCUUUGCUGGUUGCUCAGUGCAGAAGUUUUAACAAACACUGAAAGUAAUUCUAGACUUUUGGGGUUUUUUGGUGGAAACACCAUUUCUGUGGAAUUCAUUCAAAGAAUUCAUUAAUUUUAGCUAACAAGUGUCAAAAAAUGCACAGAGUUGAAGCAGACUCUUAAAUUCUUUGUAAGAUUCUGCAAGAAGGUGAUGAAAAAGCUGUAUAAAGUGACAUAUGUAUGUAUGCCAUAUGAAGUUUUGGUGUUAAUCUACUUAAAGUAGAAAUAUUUUAACUAAAAGGUUGUAUUUGGUUGAAAAAUACUGUACAGUGUAUUAAAAUAUGUUCGGAGAUUAAUUUAAACUGCAAGUUCAGUUCUCUGUGGACCUUCCACUUGCAGAAUAGUACAUAAAUAUUUACAUUACUUUGUCUAUUCAAAGUGUGUGACAUUUGAUGAUAUAUACAUUUCUUCUAGUAUUACUCAGCCUUAAAAAACAAAAGCAGAUCUGAGAUGUUUAAAAAUACCAAGGACAGGUAUAUGUCAAGGACAAAUAUAUGUCCUUGAAAACCUUUGACCAUUCAAUCCUGUACCCUCAUUUGUGAAACAUGCAUAUGUGUUUGGGUACUGAAGGCUUGUCUUAAGAAUUUACAUUAUUUUAUGAAGCUGAUGGCAUUUGUUCUGAUCAGCUGGGACAAAUCCAAAGCAAAAAUACUCACAGGAUAGCAACCCAAAACAGGAAUAGCAACUCAAAAUUGAAAUCAUAUUCUGAGGUAGCAGACAGACCCCUGAAGAAGAGAAAUAAUUACUUUCUGUAAAAAUGAUGCUUCUUGCAAACUUUAUUGAUCUGAAAUUUGGCCAGAUCGUGUCACAUGCUCACUUUUAACUUUUUUUGCAUUGUAAUUUUGAGGUCUUUCUGAGGUCUGCUAGGUUUCCUUCCCAUUGUAUUUUCUAUUAACUUACAUUUUUCCAGACACUUUUUAUCUGUUCCUCCCACAAUAUUUUUUCUUCAAUUCCUUUUGAAAAAAUUACUCAAUUUUCAAGUGGACUUCUUUCCAUUAAUAAUUAGUUUUCCUGUAGCCGUUCCAUGAGUUUAUAGUUACCUUUUUCCAUGGUUAGGCAUAAAAACAUAAUUAUCACUGCUUUUUUGACAAAGAUAAAAUGAUAAUUCACAUGCUCACAUUUUGCUUCAAGUGAAAUGACAGUUUCCUGUCAUGAGGUCUGAGAACCUAAGACAGCAGGAAACUGGUAUGAAGAGGUGGUGUCUCAUUACCUUCCUGAGCUAGAGAAGAAAUCUAAUGUUACUUAAUGAUUUUCUUCUGUUUUACUAUAAAUUUUGAAAUAUAUCCAUAGAAGUGGCUUUAGAAUGCACUUAAAGAAUUGUUGGGACUUGCAGGCAGUGAGGAAAGCAAGAGGACACAAAUAGAAGGCUCCAUGUUCUGUGCUGUGCUGCAGCAAAUGACUGACAUCUUUAGAAAAACAAGGAAAAAGGCUGUUUAACCAGACAAGUCAUUAGUGAUGGUAUAUGGUGUCUUUGGAAUAUUAAUAGCAGAAAUUGCACUGUUACUAAGAUGUAUAUAUAAUAAAGGAUACUUGGCUGUGGCAUCUUGAAAAA
Melospiza melodia melodia is the source of this 3123-nucleotide messenger RNA. It is a transcript of the gene LACTB2, whose product is annotated as lactamase beta 2. Gene Ontology annotation, molecular function: RNA endonuclease activity; single-stranded RNA binding. The record is from RefSeq and is a predicted model, not a curated record. The transcript has 7 exons. Bases 116 to 979 code for a protein of 287 amino acids. Lineage: Eukaryota; Metazoa; Chordata; Aves; Passeriformes; Passerellidae. Gene Ontology annotation, cellular component: mitochondrial matrix.